Molecule: messenger RNA, 2431 nt
Organism: Limulus polyphemus (Atlantic horseshoe crab)
Lineage: Eukaryota; Metazoa; Arthropoda; Merostomata; Xiphosura; Limulidae
Product: eukaryotic translation initiation factor 2-alpha kinase 1-like
Exons: 15
Coding region: 52-2010 (652 amino acids)
Biological process (GO): protein phosphorylation
Molecular function (GO): ATP binding; protein kinase activity
Source: RefSeq, a predicted model, not a curated record
GCAGCAAAUGGUGCAGUAUCUGUACUGAAUAGCCAACAAGCGGAAUGGAUAAUGGAGUGCCUGUUAGAAGUCAUUUGUCAACUACAGGAAUGUGAUCCUGUAAAGAGAAAAUUAUUAUAUGCUGAUCUGUAUGAGAAUUUAAAGGACUUAACUAGAAUCAAGUUCCAAAACCUGUUCAAUAAAAGCAGUAUUUUUGAUGUCAUCUUGAAGUCUUUUGAAAAAAAUGGAUAUAUUUACACUGUCAUUCAGAAUAGCAAUUUGAAGAUGACAGAUAGCAGCUUGGAACUUAUACCAUCAUUAUCAAGUUUACAGUUGUCUAGCAGAGCAGAAUAUGGUGACAGUAGGUAUGCAAAUGAAUUUAAGGAAAUUAAAGGUAUUGGACAUGGAAGUUUUGGUAGCGUUUUUCAGGUCCGGUCUCAUCUUGAUCAAAACGAAUAUGCUAUAAAGAAAAUUUAUUGUAAGAACUACCAGUUGAAGCAGCAGGCUCAGCAAGAAGUAAAACAUUUUUCAAGACUUUCACAUCCAAAUGUUGUCAAUUAUAAAACCUCCUGGAUAGAAAAUGAUUUGAGUCCACAAAGUUCUGAAGAUACUUCAUGUGAAAAUGUUUCAAGUUUAGAAACCAGCAGUGAUAGGGUUUCUGAAGAUUCUUUAAUAUAUUUCAAAAAUUCCCCAAUGUUCUUCGAAGAAGAAGAGGGAAAAGAUUACUCUGUGCCACGCAUUGGAGUUUGCCAAACACAAGAAGUUCAAAAACUCAGUUCCUCAAAAGUUAUAAGCACUUGCUAUCCUACACCCGCUGAAAGAUGCUUUAAUUCACAGUAUAAAGAUUCACUCGUAAAGAUAACAGAAAUAACAAGCAAAACUCAAAGUUCAUCAUCAUCUCUACUGAAUACUAAUGCUUCUGAAUUAGGUGAACAUGAUUCCAUAAGUUACAAUGAUGAAGGCCUGUGUGAUAAAUCCAUAAAUUCAAGUGUAGAGGAUUUGCCUCAUUACAAAAAUCAAAAUACAAGAUUCAACUCAAAAAGUUACUCAGGAUUUGAGAAAAGAGAAACUUGUAUAGUUUUGAAAACAAUGGAUCAUUGGUCAAUGCCAUUAGUAAAGGAGUCAGGUCUUCUAGCAUUGGACCGUUUUCAAAAUGGAAGUGCGUGUAUCAGUAUGUUGAGGAACCUUUAUAUGCAGCCAGUGACUUUGUACAUUCAGAUGGAGCUAUGUGGAAUGAGACUCAAAGAUUAUUUGAAUGAAAGAAAUAACACUGAACCCCAAACAGGACCAGAAGUAUUUUCUAAAGUGGAUUUGGAAGAAGUAUUGAACAUUUUCCAACAAUUACUGAAAGGUGUGGAUCACAUUCAUUCCAAAGGUCUUAUUCAUAGGGAUUUAAAGCCCCAGAACAUACUGUUUGAUAUUGGGAAUAACCAUAAGGUUAAGAUAGGAGACUUGGGAUUAUCUACAAUGUCCUCUGCUACAAUUGAUACCGACUAUCAUGAUGACAUCUCCAGCCAUACACCAAAUGUAGGGACCUGUCUGUAUUGUGCACCUGAACAAAAGAAAGGCUCAUCUUAUGAUUUUAAGGCUGAUAUGUUUAGUUUGGGAGUUAUUUUGUUGGAGCUUUUACACCCUUUUGCCACAGAAAUGGAGAGAGUUGAAUGUUUAAGGGGACUUCAGUCAGGAAUAGUUCCAAGUGAAAUAGAGCAGAAGUGGCCAGAACUGACAAAAGUUAUAAAAAGUCUCACCCAAACAGACCCAGGAAAACGGCCAAUGGCUUUAGAAGUACUCAACUCUCUGUCUCCUAACAAGACUGAGAUUAUCAAAGAUUUGCAAAAAUGUUACCAGGAGCUGCUUUAUACCACUGAAGAACAAAAAAGAAUGCUUGAAGAACAAAGAAAGCAAUUAUUUUUUUUGUGUCAGUCCAAGGAUAGUUUGAACAAAGAAAAUCAAGAACUACGUAUUCAACUGCAAAAUAAAGAAUUAGAACUAGAAAGUUUGAGAAAUAAUUCUUACAGUAAAAGAACAUGAUUUGUGAUGCAAAAAUGUUUUAGAGUAAAACUAAAAGCUUGUACUGUACAGGGAUUUGUAUUCUGCUGAUUGUGUAGCAUUUAUUCUGUCAUGAACUAAGAGAUUGUCUAAGGUUUUUGCUAUUUUCAGGAAAAUAAUCACUUCUGUAAAAUAUUCUUUAAGUAGCAUGUUGAUUAUUUCUGUCAUUGACUCUGCUGUACCAAUAAAUCCUGGUAUUGACCAACACUUGUCAUCGGUUGCAUUGUUCCUGAAUAGUUUGUUCUUUUGUCAAAAGUAGUAUUACUUCAAGAGAAAUUAGGUCAAAAGAAAAUAAUUAAUGCUAGUAAUGUUACUACAAUUAAUUACUGAACUAGCUAAUAACUUAGCAAAUUCUAAUUAAUUAAUAUAAUAUUAAAACAUCUUUUGUAAAUUAUUUUAAAGA